AUGCAGUCCCAGAUCGUCGCGCAAGCGAUCCAGUUCGCGAACGAGGGUAUACUGUCUGCGAAGAGCCUGUACAUGACCGCGGUCGGGCAGACUGCCGCAGAAAGUCCCGCGGAUGACAUGGAGCUCAUGCUUGGAUACAUGCAGCAGCUACCACCUGCUUUACGUGAUCCCAUCUGGUUCGAGAUGACUGCGAAGUACUCGCCGCAACUCGCCGAAUAUUGGCGUACCGAUGAGUCUGGACCCAUGCCCCCGGCAGCACGAGUGUUGAACUCGGCUUCGUAUACUCCUUACUUCGUGAGGUUCCUACGUACUCCUGCUGGAGCAGGUCUGGCAGCUCUACAUACGAAACGCGUGGCUCAAUUCGCCGACGACUUGACCAAAGAAGCCAAUCCCGACCGUGUGGCGGAGACCAAUCAGUUCCUCGCGACGCUUCUCCUCGUGCAAGGUACUGACGACGUCGAUGCCGCCGACAAGGAUGCUCUUCUCCCGAAGCUGAAGACUUGGAGGUCCAUGUCCAAGUUCCGUGGUCGACUUGCCUCUGAAGCCAGCGAUCGCGUCAUCUCGUUGCUCACCAACGACCGCGUACCGGAGAUGCAGAUGGUGAGGACGAUGCUUCUUCGAUCUCUCGACGAGUGCGGAGCACCAGGGUGUCAAGUCAUUUCUGGUCUACAGCGUUGUGGGAGGUGCAAGACGACCGGAUACUGCGACCAAGCCCACCAAAAAGCAGCGUGGUCCAAACACAAGAAGUUGUGCUUCGAGACCAACUUCGACGCUAUCAAUGUGCCCGCGAUCGAGGCAGGGCCUUCCGGCCAAGCGGAGUCUGCCGUCGAGCCAGAGCUCUCCAUCGAAGCCGACCCUUCCAAUGACGCUGAUCUUUGA
Messenger RNA from Peniophora sp. CBMAI 1063, 879 nucleotides. Lineage: Eukaryota; Fungi; Basidiomycota; Agaricomycetes; Russulales; Peniophoraceae. The record is from the annotation of a GenBank genome assembly.